ACCACACCUCAAACCAAAAAUUAGAGAAAGACAGCUAAGCCACAUAAUUUCACCAGAGCAAAAUUAUACCCUUACUUGAAUAAUCUAUUCUGUUCAACAAGGAAUACUUCAUUCUCCAGAACCUUUUGCAGCAAAUUAUACUUCAUGAAAUACUUAUAUCUACAAGACAACACUUACAUCUUGAGGGCAUCACCUUCUAGACUCCCUGGCAUAUUCACUGGCAGAAAACCACCAAACAAUUUUCAGGAUACAAUAUGCAGAAAAUGAAUGUGGCAAAACCAAGCCAACUGUUAACUAUUUUUCUUCUCUUUGAAGUAUCAGUAUUUGGCCAAUAUGAGAAUGACGACUUUGAGGAUGAGUAUGAACGUGAAGUGGAUAGUGAAUAUCCAUCUAUUUUUCAUCAGAUUCCCCAUGUAGAAUAUAACAUUCCUUAUUCCACCUUACCUGCUGAGUGUGCCAAAGAAUGCUUUUGCCCACCUGCUUUCCCAGUAUCCAUGUACUGUGAUCAUCGCAAGCUUCUGACAAUACCAAACAUUCCUGCUCACAUCCAGCAACUUUAUCUGCAGUAUAAUGAUAUUGAAGCAGUGCCUCUGGAAUCCUUUGUUAAUGCUACAGCUUUGAGAGAAAUUAAUCUCAGCCACAACAAAAUCAAGUCUCAUAAGAUUGACAAGGGUGUAUUUGCCAAACUUGCAAACCUCAGGCAACUUCAUUUAGAACAUAAUCAGUUAGAAGAAAUUCCAUUCCCUUUACCUGGAAGCUUAGAAAGGUUGAUCCUGGGUUUCAAUCAAAUUUCGAAGUCACAGAGCAAAGCCUUAGAAGGUUUAAUACAUUUAACAAUGCUUGACCUCUGCAAUAACAAUCUUGAGGAUUCCCAGCUCAAAGGAAUAGACUUUUCAAGCUUGAGAAACCUAAUGCAGAUUAACCUCUGCAACAACAAACUACAGUCUAUGCUGCCAGAUCUACCACCUUCACUUAUGUAUCUUUCACUUGAAAAUAACUCAGUUUCUUUCAUUCCAGAUAAUUACUUCCACAAGUUUCCAAAUCUUACUGCUCUAAGAAUGUCACACAAUAAUCUCCAAGAAAUUCCUUAUAAUGCUUUUAUUUUUUCUAAUCUUCUGGAACUUAAUCUUGGACAUAACAAAUUGAAACAAAUAUUCUAUAUUCCAAGAAGCCUAGAACAUUUAUACUUAGAAGAUAAUGAAAUAGAAGUCAUGAAUGUUACUUUAAUGUGCCCUACUAUUGAUCCACUGAACCUCAGUCAUUUAACGUAUAUACGAGUGGACCAAAACAAGCUUACAGCUCCAAUAAGCACCUAUGCAUUCUUCUGCUUUCCACAUGUACGGAGCAUUUAUUAUGGAGAACAAAAAAUUAGCAAAGAUCAACAAACACAGCUGAGAACCCCUGUGUUCCGAAGAUUUCUAACUCCAGAAGAAUAUGAAGAAGCAGAAGAUUUUCAUGAAGAACAUGGUGAAAGUCAUGAAUCCAGAGGACAUGACAAUGACAACUACCUUAAUCCUUACUUCUAUUAAUAAUUUUAAGAGGAAGUAAAACUAACAAAAAAAAAUAAAGCCAACUAUAAAAGAAAACAGAAUUAACUGGAAAAUGCAGUAAACCAUCUGAAGCCAAUCAAUAUAUUUUGUAGCAUGUAGAAUCUAUUUUUAUAUAGCAAAUCUCAAUAGUCAUUGAAAUAGUAUUUCUCAGAUCUUCAAACUAUUAAUGAAAAUAUUUUAAAUAUCAUAGAAACAUUCAGGUAAAUAAAACAAAUGCCAUGACAAUUUUGCUUCUAUAAUGCUGGUAUCAUAAUGACAAUGUCUAAAUCCUGAUAUAUCUGAAACUGCAAUAAGACAUGCUAAUGUUAUCUAAAAUGCAUAUUAUUUUUAGUUUGAAUAAAUUUUCAAAUAGAAAUUAUAUUUUAGUCUGAAUCCCAGUUAGGCUUGCAGCAAAACCAUUAGUAGAUUUAAAAGUCUCUUGGUAUUUUAAUUAUCAGGCAUUUGACCAUUUUAUGGUAUAUAUAUGUAGGUAUGUGUGUGUAUAAACUUAAAAUCCAUAUAGUAAUACCUUUUGCUAAAAUUCACAUUUUGCCAUUUCAUAAAUAUUAGAUUAUUCAGGAAGAAUAAACUGAAGUAAUACUCAAGUGAAACAAAUGGCUAGUAGGAAUUACAACCCAAAAAACAAUUUGAAUCCAAAGAUAUAUUUAUAAUAAUAUCAGUAAUAAAAGGAUCAGCAAUUUUUUCAGUUGACAGGACACCAAAAAAUAAAAAUGAAAACUGACUAAAAUCUUAAGAGAUCAUCAAAUUUCACACAAUCUUUCUAACAUUAUUCCUGAGUUCUUCGCUACCUCUCAUGAGAAAUAAUCAAAAAUUCAUACUGCUGCUUAAUAUUUCAGGAGAUUUUGGUCCACUAUCAUCAUCACACCAUCUUUUUGCCCAGAGGCAUUAAUUACCUUUUUGGGUCCUGUAAAGUCAUUGUUGAUAUCAUGAGCACUUUGCCACAAGUCCAACUGUUCACUCUUGCUAUAAUGUUUCAAGUACAUUUAAUAAAUAACUUGUGUUUAUUACAAAAUAUAAAAUAUAUUUAGGAUUCAGUCUACAACAAUUAAAUUAUCAACAAAUAAGAACAUACACAGACAUAUUGCAACAUAGGGAAAAAUCAACAGACGUGGCUUAUAUUCACUUCAGUGACAAUACAAGGCUAUCAAAAGUGUUAUUUUAAAAUGGUAUUUUUAAUGGGUACUCACUUUUAUUUCACUUUCAUAUAAGGGUUUUAAUCAGGUAACAAUAAAUAUUUAAACAUAUAUUGAGUUUAGAAAAGCAUAAGAUGUUAAUAAAUUAUGAUAUGAUUCAAGAACAUAGACUUUUUUCUAGCAAAUUACUUUGCCUCUACAUUAAAUUGGGAUAUCAAUAAACAUUGGUCCACCAAAAAGAUGGGAUUUAAUUUUGAUAAUCUUUAUUUUGCUUUUCUAAAUACUAAACAUAUUUUUUGUGAUCUUGUCUUGAAAUACUUAAUAAACCAUACUAGUUCAAAAAAAUGACUUUAACAUUUAACAGAUAUUCUGCACUCUUAAAGAUUACAUAUAAUGUACUAGCAUUCCACAGAAAUAAAUAAUCUUUCAGAACUUCUUUUCUGUUUAUUAUUUUAUAAAGCUAUGAAUUGAAAACUGAACAUACCAUCCUUUAGGGAACAUUUCAGAAGACUGAUGUACAAGCUAACAGCAAAAGACAUUUUAGAAAAAUUGGAUUACAUAGUUUUAUUGAUAGAAAUAUUACAUACAAUACUGAAUCAUCUCAUUAUGUACCUCUAACUGAUAAUACAUGCCAUAAGUUGUAGAUUUUGAGUUAAAUGAGGAUGCUAUCAAAUCCAUUAACCGCACUUGUGUUCUUUUAAGAGCUUAGCUAAAUUAGCUAGUAUAUUUGAGGUAGCAUCUUGGUUUUAAAGAUAAAGUCAUUUUUGUUUUGAAAUAAAUAUAUGA
Molecule: messenger RNA, 3469 nt
Organism: Candoia aspera
Lineage: Eukaryota; Metazoa; Chordata; Lepidosauria; Squamata; Candoiidae
Gene: OMD
Product: osteomodulin
Exons: 3
Coding region: 255-1529 (424 amino acids)
Molecular function (GO): protein binding
Source: RefSeq, a predicted model, not a curated record